Messenger RNA from Nymphaea colorata (pocket water lily), 1132 nucleotides. RefSeq names its product myb-related protein 308-like. The transcript has 3 exons. Bases 313 to 1101 code for a protein of 262 amino acids. NCBI's taxonomy places the organism in Eukaryota, Viridiplantae, Streptophyta, Magnoliopsida, Nymphaeales, Nymphaeaceae. The record is from RefSeq and is a predicted model, not a curated record.
AUUCACCUUCCUCCCUCCCUCCUCCUUUUUCUUCUCCAACCACUCAUCAGACCUUUCUCACCAACUCAAGCCAAGCAAUCAGAAAACUACUUCUUCUCGAACCCUUUUGGAUUUCCAGGACACUCUUCUUACCUCCUCCUUUCCACCUCAAUCAGCUCAUAAUAAAUCCCCACAGCGUCUCCCUUCUUACAACCUUCCAGCCAUUAUCACCUCCUUCCUUCCCCUCAACACCCCUACAGACCUCAUCUCUCUUUCUCCCCCCUCUGUGUGUGAGCAAAGGUAAAGCCAGAAAGGGUGGUGAUAAUAGAUGAUAUGGGUCGUUCUCCCUGCUGUGAGAAGGCACACACCAACAAAGGGGCAUGGACGAAUGAGGAAGACCAGCGCCUCAUAGCUUACAUCAAAGACCACGGUGAAGGGUGCUGGAGAUCUCUCCCCAAAGCUGCAGGACUGCUGAGGUGUGGAAAGAGUUGCAGACUGAGAUGGAUCAACUACCUGAGGCCUGACCUCAAGAGGGGCAACUUCACGGAGGAGGAAGAUGAGCUCAUCAUCAAGCUCCACAGUUUGUUGGGUAACAAGUGGUCACUCAUAGCAGGAAGGCUGCCAGGAAGAACAGAUAAUGAGAUCAAGAACUAUUGGAACACACACAUCAAAAGAAAGCUCUUGAACCGAGGCAUCGAUCCACAAACGCACAGGCAACUCAACCAACCGCACUCUCAGGCUGCACCGUCCCAGCUGGAGCCAACCACAGGUUUUCUGCCUACGACCAAGAUGGCAGAUUUGAGCAAUUACCAGAAGAAAACAGAUUCUGCUGAUAAGUCCAGCAGUGGGAUCAGCUCGGAAGACGAAGCACACUCCAUGAAGAGAUUGGACCUCAAUCUGGACCUCUCUAUCAGUCUCCCAUUCUCGCCAGAUCCCGUGGUUUCCGACCGGCAAUUUUUCCAGCCGCCGACAAUCGUAAGCUCGGAUAUCUUCCGCAAGUCCACGGCUGUAUGUUUGUGUUGCAGUAUUGGAUUCCAAACUAGCAAAGACUGUAAAUGCCAAUCAUCCCCAGAUGCUAAUCAAGUUGCAGGUCUAAGAUACUUUAGACCAUUUGAGGCUUAAGUGAAUUCGAAUAUUCAAUCCCCUUAUUUCA